This is a messenger RNA of Tripterygium wilfordii, 1528 nucleotides long. RefSeq names its product probable protein phosphatase 2C 68. The transcript is spliced from 4 exons. NCBI's taxonomy places the organism in Eukaryota, Viridiplantae, Streptophyta, Magnoliopsida, Celastrales, Celastraceae. Gene Ontology annotation, biological process: protein dephosphorylation. Gene Ontology annotation, molecular function: protein serine/threonine phosphatase activity; cation binding. The record is from RefSeq and is a predicted model, not a curated record. The coding region runs from base 232 to 1374 and encodes 380 amino acids.
ACUUUCCUCUCUGUACUCUGUUUUUCUCUCUGCAACUUCACCUCUCUCCCUGAAACUCUCGAGAGUCGGUCAACGCUCUCUCAAUCCAAAUUCUUUCACUCUUCUUUAGUUCUUGAAUCGGACGGAAAUUUGGAUUCUAUUGAUACUUGAAUUUCGAGAUCUUGUGCUGAUUUUGCAUCAAUAUCUGCAUAAUUUGAUAUUAGGUUUUAGUGGGCGGGUGGGAAAUGAGGGAUGUUCUCGUGGUUGGCAAGGAUAGUAAUGGCGUGUUGGAGGCAGGUCAGGGAAUAUGCCCGUAUGAGCAAGGAUGAUCAGGAGGCCGAUUCAACGGCCGGAGACCCCCUCGUCUGGUCCAGAGACCUUGAGAAGCAUUUCUACGGAGAGUUCUCAAUCGCUGUGGUGCAGGCUAAUGAGAUCAUCGAGGACCAUAGCCAGGUUGAGACCGGCCCCAAUGCGACUUUUGUCGGCGUUUAUGAUGGCCAUGGUGGUCCUGAGGCAUCCCGCUUCAUCUCUGAUCAUCUCUUUCGUCAUCUCAUGAGGCUUGCUGGAGAAAAAGGAACCAUCACUGAAGAUGUUCUCCGGAGUGCUUUUGCUGCAACUGAGGAUGGUUUUCUUACUCUUGUGCGGAGGACAUAUGGGAUAAAACCAUCAAUGGCAUCAACUGGGUCUUGUUGCCUAGUUGGAGUUAUUUUGGGCGGGAAAUUGUAUGUUGCUAAUCUAGGGGAUUCUCGAGCAGUGAUUUGUUAUUUAGGUCGGUCGAAUAAGAUAGUGGCAGAGCAGUUGACUAGGGAUCACAAUGCAAGCAUGGAGGAUGUUAGACAGGAACUCAGGUCCUUACAUCCAGAUGAUUCACAUAUUUUGGUUAUGAAGAAUGGGGUAUGGCGUAUCAAAGGCAUUAUUCAGGUAUCUAGAUCUAUAGGAGAUGCAUAUCUAAAGCGCCCAGGGUUUUCUCUUGAUCCAUCAUUUCCCCGUUUCCACCUUCCUGAGCCCAUUUGUCGGCCUGUGCUUACAUCUGUACCCUCCAUGUAUUCAAGAGAUUUACGAUCAAAGGACAAGUACCUUAUAUUUGCUUCUGAUGGGCUUUGGGACCAGUUGACAAUUCAGGAGGCUGCAGAGAUAGUGUGUAACAAUCCUCGAGCUGGAAUUGCCAGAAGACUUGUGAAAAAAGCUCUAAAUGAGGCAUCUAGGAAGAGGGAGACGACAUAUGAUGAGCUUAAGAAGCUUGACAAGGGGGUGAGGCGGCAUUUUCACGAUGAUAUUACAGUUGUUGUGAUCUUUAUAGACCAUGAGUUCCUUCAGAAGAAGAUAUCUGUUCCAGGUCUGUCCGUGCGGGGAUUUAGUGACACUGUAGGACCAUCAAAUUUCAACAUUCCAUGACAGUGAUAUUGAGAUUGCCAAUCUUGUCAUGUAAGUCUGGGAAUUGCAAUCUGUGUUGUUUACUUCAGUUUUUGAGCUUGAAUUCUUCAUUUGUUGAGUUCAAGAACAAUGCUAGCAAGGGAAAAUGACAAUUCUUCUACAAUGAAAUACUAGU